Messenger RNA from Corapipo altera (White-ruffed manakin), 395 nucleotides. RefSeq names its product dynamin-2-like. The transcript has 3 exons. NCBI's taxonomy places the organism in Eukaryota, Metazoa, Chordata, Aves, Passeriformes, Pipridae. Gene Ontology annotation, molecular function: GTP binding; GTPase activity. The record is from RefSeq and is a predicted model, not a curated record. The annotation marks the transcript as partial.
UUUCCCAGGAGAAGGAGAAGAAGUACAUGCUGCCCCUGGAUAACCUGAAGAUCAGGGAUGUGGAGAAGGGAUUCAUGUCCACCAAACACGUCUUCGCCAUCUUCAACACGGAGCAGAGGAACGUGUACAAGGAUCUCCGGCAGAUCGAGCUGGCCUGCGAUUCCCAGGAGGACGUGGACAGCUGGAAAGCCUCCUUCCUCCGGGCGGGAGUUUAUCCCGAGAAAGACCAAACGGAGAGCGAGGACGGGGCGCAGGAAAACACCUUCUCCAUGGAUCCGCAGCUGGAGCGGCAGGUGGAGACCAUCCGGAACCUCGUGGACUCCUACGUCGGGAUCAUCAACAAAUCCAUCCGGGACCUCAUGCCAAAGACCAUCAUGCACCUCAUGAUCAACAAU